AUGCACUCGGCACAGAAAGACACCACGUUCACCAAGAUCUUCGUGGGAGGUCUUCCUUAUCACACAACGGACACAAGUCUCAGGAAAUAUUUCGAGGUGUAUGGAGACAUCGAGGAGGCUGUUGUCAUCACCGAUCGGCAGACGGGGAAAUCCAGAGGUUAUGGAUUUGUAAGUACAAACCUGUUUAUGGUUCUGAACAUAUCCAUGAGGUCAAUUGAAAUGUGCUGUUUCCUUCAGGUGACCAUGGCAGACCGGGCCUCAGCUGACCGAGCCUGCAAGGACCCUAACCCCAUAAUAGAUGGCAGGAAAGCCAAUGUAAACCUGGCCUACCUGGGGGCCAAGCCCAGGGUCAUACAGCCAGGAUUUGCGUUCGGCAUGCCACAGAUCCAUCCAGCAUUCAUCCAAAGGCCUUACGGAGUCCCAGCACACUACGUCUACCCUCAGGCGUUUGUCCAACCCAGCAUGAUGAUCCCUCAUGUACAACCUUCUGCUGCUACAGCAACAGCUGCAGCUGCAACUUCCCCAUACCUUGACUAUACUGGUGCAGCGUAUGCCCAGUACUCUGCAGCCGCUGCCACCGCUGCUGCCGCUGCUGCUGCAUAUGAGCAGUAUCCAUACGCAGCCUCACCAGCACCAACAAGCUACAUGACUACAGCGGGGUAUGGAUACACUGUCCAGCAGCCACUCGCCACCGCUGCCACCCCAGGAGCUGCCGCCGCCGCUGCCGCCUUCAGCCAGUACCAACCUCAGCAGCUCCAGACAGAUCGCAUGCAGUGA
Molecule: messenger RNA, 777 nt
Organism: Cyclopterus lumpus (lumpfish)
Lineage: Eukaryota; Metazoa; Chordata; Actinopteri; Perciformes; Cyclopteridae
Gene: rbm24b
Product: RNA binding motif protein 24b
Exons: 4
Coding region: 1-777 (258 amino acids)
Cellular component (GO): cytosol
Molecular function (GO): mRNA 3'-UTR binding
Source: RefSeq, a predicted model, not a curated record